This is a messenger RNA of Penicillium canescens, 1836 nucleotides long. RefSeq names its product Y-family DNA polymerase. Bases 1 to 1836 code for a protein of 611 amino acids. The record is from RefSeq and is a predicted model, not a curated record. Gene Ontology annotation, biological process: error-prone translesion synthesis. Gene Ontology annotation, molecular function: damaged DNA binding; DNA-directed DNA polymerase activity. NCBI's taxonomy places the organism in Eukaryota, Fungi, Ascomycota, Eurotiomycetes, Eurotiales, Aspergillaceae. Gene Ontology annotation, cellular component: nucleus. The transcript has 2 exons.
AUGGACUGCUCGGGCGAAAAGCCUGCCAGUGAGCCUGAGUCGGAGGAUUAUGGCACUCUGAAAUAUCAACUGCUUGGCCCGUCUCUAACGAAAGCGGGUCAGGACUCGGUCGAUCAGCAAAAGGUGUCGGAAAUUAUCUACAAUGCUUCCAAGGGCUCUAAAUUCUUCAAUCACGAACAAGACCGUGAUCGAAAUCUCACGCUUAAGAUUGAGCGAAUUCUGAAAGAAAAGGCACGGUUAGAACGGCUAGACCUGAGCCAUGAGUUACGACGCGCAGAUGAAUACCUGGCCGAGUUGGAGUUGAGUCGCGAUCUCUCUCAACAUAUCAUUCAUGUCGACUGUGACGCGUUUUUCGCCGCCGUUGAAGAGCUUGACCGACCGGAGUUGAAGACGGUACCUAUGGCAGUUGGCAAGGGCGUUCUGACGACUUGCAACUACUUAGCAAGAAAGUUUGGUGUCCGCAGUGGCAUGGCUUCAUUUGUUGCGAAGAAAUUGUGUCCACAGCUUGUUCUCUUGCCUCAAAACUAUGAGAAAUACACCGCAAAAGCCAAGGAAAUCCGCGCUAUCUUGGCCGAGUACGAUCCUCUUUUUGAAAGUGCAAGUAUCGACGAAGCCUAUUUGAAUAUCACUGCAUUCUGUGAUGAAAAUCAGCUGGAGCCAGAAGAAGCUGUCCGGAGGAUGCGUGCACAGAUCCUGGAGACCACCAAGGUGUCUGUUUCCGCUGGAAUCGCUGCCAAUGCAAAAAUCGCAAAGGUUUCUUCAAAUAUUAACAAACCGAAUGGUCAAUUCCAGGUUCCGAACGAGCGUCAAGCAAUUAUGGAAUUCAUGCGGAGUCUCCCAGUACGCAAAGUCAAUGGUGUUGGCCGAGUAUUCGAGCGAGAGUUGGAAUCCAUCGGCGUCAAGACGUGUGGAGAUAUCUACCCACACCGUGCUUUGUUGACCAAGCUAUUUGGAGAAAAGGCUUUCCAAUUUUUGGCACAAUGCUACCUCGGCCUCGGGCGCACCAAGAUUGAGCCGGUGGAGACCCAUGAACGCAAAAGCGUCAGCACAGAGACUACGUUCCACGAAAUUGGAGACAAAGAGGAACUUCGAGCAAAACUCUGGUGGGCUGCGCAGGAGCUUGAAAAGGACCUCACGCGGACUCAAUUCAAAGGCCGCACGCUCGCCCUGAAAGUGAAACUCCAUACUUUCGAAGUGAUAACCCGCCAGACAGCGCCAUCUCGUCCGGUGUGUAUCGCAAAAGACCUGUAUACAUUUGCUCUACCCAUGUUAGCGAAGCUUGAAAGAGACAUUCCGGGAAUGAAGCUCCGGCUUCUUGGCUUGCGCUGCUCAAACCUGGUCAGCACCCAGAAAGUAGGAAUCAAUUUCUUCGGCGUGGUUACGCAGCCCAAACCCACUGCAGAGCCCACCUCCGCAACUACACCCACAGAAAAGGCAGAUCACGAGAUUGAUGCCGAAGAGGCCUUUGAAUCAGCCGCUCGCCAGGAGAUCCAAGAUGAAAUGAAUGACUUGGAGACCCUUAGUCAAGAGACCCCAUCUGUUUCUGUCGCCCGUGAGUCAGAGGAAUCUGCGGUCCCAGAGCAAUCUACGUCCGAAACAGUUGAGCCAUCUCCAAUGUGGGACUGUCCAAUCUGUGCCCGACCCCAGAUUGCUGAUGAUCGCACCUUCAACGAGCAUAUGGAUUUCUGUCUCUCAAGACAGACAAUACGUGAAGUGGUGCAGGACACUACAGAAGAAACAACACACUCGAUACCCCCAGGUAGUCGGAAAAGGAAGACACCGCAGCCUAGUCCCCCUGAGACAGACCCAAAGCAGAAGCGACUUUUCUUCCAGUGA